Batrachochytrium dendrobatidis JAM81 is the source of this 2858-nucleotide messenger RNA. RefSeq lists its product as uncharacterized. The coding region runs from base 1 to 2844 and encodes 947 amino acids. The transcript has 14 exons. The record is from RefSeq and is a predicted model, not a curated record. Lineage: Eukaryota; Fungi; Chytridiomycota; Chytridiomycetes; Rhizophydiales.
AUGUUGGGUAACAAUUCGCAGUCUUCAGAUACGGAUAGCGACUAUGAGUCUGUGGUUCAACAUGUUGCUAUUGCUGAUAAUGCAAUGAAAAACAAACCCUUUCUUACUGUCCUGACCAGCGCAGACACCACCGAGUCGAAUUCAGCUGCAUCUGAAAGCCAUUUGAACACACAUCGUCAGUCAGCAAGAGUGUCUGUUGUGACUGCUAUGCAGAUAGAAAAACCAUCCAAUUCACAGCGAGAAUAUCCUGCAAAACUCUUGGCAUGCGAUUCUAUAGUCGAUACGCCUCCAGCUGCUCGAAAAACCGGACAUCAUUUACGGACACUUCUUGAGCAUUUGUAUCAAAUGCACCAGCACAGCGACCCACCCACAGAAACUCAGUUUGUCAAUGCUAUCAAGGCAGUAAGGAAGAUGUUGGCUGAUACGGUCAUCAGCACUUGGGAGGAACCUGUCAAUGAAUUGACGUUGGAUUUGUUGGUAAACCAGUAUCUUGGCGGAGCAGAAUCUCCAACUGCGCUAGAGUGUGGGCUGUUGCUGAGUGAUUUGGUUGAUAGAGUAGAAGGGUGUGAUGUGUAUUUGGCUCGGAACGAUCUCUACAUCAAACAUCUCUGGAAAAAUUCAGCACUUUCAAACCAACACUCGUCUAAAUCUGUCUUGGUUAAACUACUCGAUCGACAGCUGAAUCCAUCCACAACAAUACCUUUAAAUAUGGCAAUUCUUUUUGCACAGGAAAUAACCGAAUUUGGAGAAAAAAUGGACAACACAGAGAGCGAAACGUUGAGUUUGUUGGCAACACUGUCUAGCAUUCCAAGUUAUCAAACUAGCAUUAUUGAAUUUUCUGGAUUUGCUAAUCUAUGUGCAAAACUUGUAAAAAUAUCAGCAUCAAUGAAUAUGGAUCAUGUAGGAUGUGCUCUCCGAAUCCUAUUCAAUAUUGUAAAAGAUUCAAAGUUGCAAGAGCAGUUGUUCAGUGAUAAAAAUAUAAAACGCAUUUUAGAUAUCGUAUUUGAAGUGUGCGAAGAAGGAAACACGCCACUAGAGCUACAAAAGUGUAUGAUCGAUUUGAUGAUAUGUAUGCUUGAAUCAAGUACUCUGUCGACCGACUCGAAAAAAUUGUUUAAUGAAAAAUUGCCAUUAGUCGAGUGGAUUAUCAAAGGGUUGUGGCAAGACUGUCAGCUAUUUGAUCGCGUUUUACGGUUGAUGGCUGCAUUAUCGAAAGAGUUGCCAUUAAUGAGCAACGUAUGGAUAUUGUUGCGGGAAUUAGACUAUUCACUAUUUUCUAAAUACGUCGAGUCGCACAAGCUGCGGUUGACUACGAGCCAUUUCUGUUGGGCUCAUAUAGCUUGUUUGAUAGAUUGUCUAUCUCGUCAGACAUCAUCAACAAUCCUUUUAAAUGAGGAUCCUAAAUUGCAAAGCAUUGCAAUACUUUAUCAAUUGUUUGGCAUCGUGUGGAAUACUAUUACUUAUGUUUCAGAUAACUGGCCUUCACUUGACAUUUUAUAUCAACUCCCUACCAUGUCUGCCAAAAUGCAUGAUGCCUUGCAUUCGUAUAUUGAAUUAUGGAUUUUAAUUCAUAAAGAACGAGUUUUAUUGGAUGAAAUCAGACCAAUUGUUGGAAGCAUCAAUGAUCGUCGUGCUCAGCUUCAAACAUUUUUAGACGCAUUCAACCAGUAUGAAUCAGCCAAUCCAAUUAUGCAUAACACAGUAAUUCUAUUGCUUUCUGUGGAGUGGUAUACAGAAAUGGUUUUGAAUGUAUCUACAUUGAUGGUGGAUUGCCUUUUUGCGUCAACAUCCCUUUCACGACUGUUUUGUAAUCGCGUCAUAUCACCUAAAUAUGAAAUAUAUAUGCACAAUCUUCAAGUCAAUACUAACCAAACCGAGUUUGCCAGGAUUAUGAGAAAGUUGCUUGGUCAUCCUGAUAUAAUUACAUUAUCAGUAGAUCAAUCAUCACAGACUGUAUCGCAGGAGCUUCCCAAAAAAGAUGAUCUUGCACCAAACUCGCCACCUCCGCAUUCAUCACUAGGCUCAUCCAUCGGCGCCAUUGAUCAUGAUUUUGUCGAGGAAACUCAAAAUGAACUUGACCAAGAAGCUGUAUGCACACAGAAAAGUAACGUGCGUCAUUUUGCUUCAGCACAAGCUACAGAUCAUCAUAGCACGGAUGAUCUGGAAGCUCGAUUUAGACGCAUGAUGAAUGAUUUUAAUCAUGCUACAGAGCUCCAUCAAGUAGUAUCUGAUAAAAACACUCGAGCACUCAAAGUCGAGUGUGAAACAUUACAGCGUCAAGUUGAGCAAAAAGUACUUGUAGUAGCUCACAUGACAGCAGAAAUUGAUCGAUUAAAGAAAAUGGCUGAUAAACAGGCUUUACUUGUUCAAUCCAAUGCUGAACUUCAAGAAAAGCUGGACAAGGCUACUUUUGAACUAGACGAGACUAGGAAUCAAAUUAAAAAAUCGUCAAAUGAACGAAAUAUGCAAGCGGAAGUUGCUUUAAAACAACUUCGUCGACAAAAAGCAACCGACGAGAAAAAGAUUCUACUUUUGCAGUCUACAUGCACUGAUCAGCAAUCAUUGAUUGAGGAUCUGGAGAGAGAGUUGCAAGAUCAAGAGCAAUAUUGUAAGGAUUUAGUUGGCCAUGUAGCGCAAAAUUCCACAUUGCAGAGCAGACCGAAUACAUGGAGUUUAGCCGAGCAUAAAAAGGAAAUCAAAACAUCAACAUCAGAAAACUCGAUUAAAUCGAGUCGGGUGCCUGGUGGAAUUGAAGAUAUUGAUGACGUAAUUACAGAUGAGACUGAUUCAGGAGCAAGAGUGCCUAGACAUGGUCGAAAUUUAGGUGCAUUCAUUAAGAAAUAAAAUGCAAGUGAAAA